AUGAGCCGCGCCCCCUCCCCCGCACGCCCCGCCAGCGACGAUGACGCUCGUGAUGCCCAGGCCGGACCGCGAGACGUCCCCGCAGCCCCCGAUCCUCGCGGAGACGCGCGAGACGCGCACCACACGGAGGCCGAACCCAACGCCGCGCUCAUCGCGCAGACACUCAACGCGGACGGCACCCCGAAGCGCCCCAUGAACGCGUUCAUGAUCUUCGCCCGCCGCCGCCGCCCCCAGCUCUCCGCCGCGAACCAGAGCAUGCGCACGGGCGAGAUCAGCAAAAUACUGUCUAAGGAGUGGACCCAAAUGCCGCUCUCUGAGAAACAAUUCUACCUUGACCAGGCAAAGCACCUGAAGGACAACUUCAACUCCAAGUACCCCGAGUACGUCUACCGCCGCAAGCCCAACAACAGCGCGCGCCGCCGCCGCCGCGCGGACGGCACCGGCGGCUCGCCAGAAGCAGACGAGCACGAGCACGGCGCGCACGGCCCCGCGGACGACGGCGCGGGCGACACCCCGCCCGCGCGCGCCGCCACAUAUCCGUACCCGGACACGGGCGUGCGCAGGGAGGCGGACUACUUCCCGGACCGCCUCAGCGACUUCACGCUCCACCGCCCGAGCUCGCUGCAGCACCACCAGGGGCACGGGUACAUGGGCGGCUGGGCGGGCAGGCGGCCGCAGAGCUACUCGCCGUCCUCGUCCUCGCACGGCUCGUGGCUGGCGGGGAGCAGCGCGUCGCCGGCGCCGCUGGCGGGCGACGAUCCGUAUGCGUUCUCGAGCUUUGGUGGAUAUGGUGGGCAGGGGCAGGGCUCGGUGUCUGGGUCGUCGGGCUUGUCAGGGUCCUCUGGACUGUCUGGCUCGACGGCGUCAGGGCUAUCUGGUUCGACGGCGUCUGGCCUCUCCAGCUCUCCCUCUGGUCUCUCCAGCUCCUCAGGCGUCCCCGCGCCCUCACUCUUCGGCCUCGACGGGCGUGGGAGCGGUUUUGGUGGCGGGCGCGCAUUCCUCCCGCCCGUGUCGAGUGACUACGGCUCCCGCAGCUCGGACUAUGCGUCUCGAGGCUCGGAUUUCGCCGGCCGCACCUCGGAGCUGGGCGGCGGAAGAGGGUCGGAAUAUGGCAGGUCGGAGUACAACAGGUCGGAGUUCAGCCGUGACUUUGCCAGCAACCGCGCGAGCGAGUUUGGCAGCACGCGAGCGAGUGACUUCGGGAGCAACAGGGCGAGCGACUUUGGCGGCAGCAGCAGCACGGGCAGCAGUGACUAUGCAGGAGGACGAGGAGACUACUCGCGCGCAGACUACACGGCGCGCGCAGAGUACGACGGCGCGCACUCUCGCUCGGCCGACCUCGCUGCUCGCGCGCGCGAGAUCGCCGUGCGGGCGGGCGUUGACGUCUCGCGAAUGGGCGGCGACGUCUCGCGAAUGGGUGGUGACGUCUCGCGAACGAGUGACCUCCCCGCGCUCUCAGCGUCGCGCUCGACAGAGUUCCCGCGCGGGCCUGAUUUUUCGUCGUCUACGUCCUCUGCGCGGAGUGACAGUUCACUACGCGGGGACUCACUGUUCGGCACCGGACGUGUGGGACUGCCGCCGCUACCACGGCUGGGCGGGUACGCAGGGAGCGGCGGGAGCGCGUCACCGCACAACCCGUCCGCGCCGGAUUUGAUGUGGCCGAAGCGCGAGCAAUGA
Molecule: messenger RNA, 1677 nt
Organism: Schizophyllum commune H4-8
Lineage: Eukaryota; Fungi; Basidiomycota; Agaricomycetes; Agaricales; Schizophyllaceae
Exons: 3
Coding region: 1-1677 (558 amino acids)
Biological process (GO): cell differentiation; regulation of DNA-templated transcription; anatomical structure morphogenesis
Molecular function (GO): RNA polymerase II cis-regulatory region sequence-specific DNA binding; DNA-binding transcription factor activity, RNA polymerase II-specific
Source: RefSeq, a predicted model, not a curated record